AUGUUAGUACGACACCACGAUUUGAACCGGAGCCUUCCGAAUGGCAGAACGCAAUGCUAUCCACUGGACUACCACGGCCGUCAAGAUAAGGCAGAUAAGAGUCACUAUCGCGAAUGGAGAUCAUAUCUCCGUGUAAGGCUCGGUUUUGUUGUCAAUCGAGGUGAAGAGUAUAUCAAUUCUCCUGGAAUGCCUGGUGGUUCCAGAGUUACCUCAGGCUCGAUUCUUGGGCCAAGGUGGUAUUAUACCGGAUAUAUUGAGAAUAAGGUGGUCGUUUUCUUGGCCGGAACCAGAACCGUUGGUGGCAAUAUUGGACCACUCCGAGAUAGGCUGUAAGGAGUCUGGGGCAUUAGGUCAGUUAGUAGCAGGGUCGUUCCAGGCUAUGCCGGAAGUGCUAGGCCGGACCCAUUUAGUUGGCCAUAAGAUCAGGUAAAGGCAGGAGUUGAACCUGUGACACAGCGCUAUUACCCUGUGUCUCCCGUCAUACAGUCGUGUAUGGACGAGGAGAUUAAGGAUAUGCUCGACAAACGGGUGGUAGAGAAAUGCGCCUGCAAAAAUUAAGAUUAAGAAAAAGGACAGUAUAUAUAAAUUUAGUGUAGACUACAGAGUUUUGAAUAAAUGUACCGAAAAAGAUAACUACUCUCUUCCAUAUUUGUCGGCACAUUAGAUAAGGUAAGGGAUGCCAAGUUCUUGUUCGGUCUGGAAAUCAAGUCUGCUUAUUGUCUAAUUUCGGUGAAGGAACAAUCGAGGUCUUUUGCAGCAUUCACGAUACCAGGUAGAGGGCUAUUUCAGAAUAAGAGGAUGCCAUACGGUUUGCAUAAUGUAACAGCAACCUGGCAAAGAUUUAUAGAUUCGGUCAUAGUGCAAUUUUAGU
Messenger RNA from Ceratitis capitata (Mediterranean fruit fly), 871 nucleotides. RefSeq lists its product as uncharacterized. Lineage: Eukaryota; Metazoa; Arthropoda; Insecta; Diptera; Tephritidae. Bases 1 to 333 code for a protein of 110 amino acids. The record is from RefSeq and is a predicted model, not a curated record. The transcript is spliced from 2 exons.